Molecule: messenger RNA, 986 nt
Organism: Lasiosphaeria miniovina
Lineage: Eukaryota; Fungi; Ascomycota; Sordariomycetes; Sordariales; Lasiosphaeriaceae
Exons: 2
Coding region: 236-877 (213 amino acids)
Source: RefSeq, a predicted model, not a curated record
AAAUAAGGUUAGCACUUUGGAUCCUAGAGCUAACCUAGGCAAGUUCCAUAAUGUCGACCUCUGACAGUCCACCCAGCUCUUUCGGCACAACGUCGAUAAGGUUGCGCCACACCUGCAUGCGCAUAGGUAUUUAUUACGGCGCCCCCCUGCCAAUUUUAUCCAUUUCGUCACCUGCGAAUCUCCAACAAGACCGCAACUCACCAUCACCUUCUAUCGCGCCUCCCUCCCAAUAUCUAUGGACCACCAUAGCUGUCGGCCAGAUGGCGACGAAAAAUAUACCCUCAAGAUCUGUAUGGUGUCGCCGCUCAGUGCCUUGGACAGAUUCUCACCAAUAUCACCACAAAAAGCCCCUUGGUAUGUCAUGUUCUCGUUCGACUUUGCCGACGGGCCGGGAUAUAUACGAAAGGGGUUAUGGUGGACCACACGAAAUUUGGUCCAUGAGCAAUCUUUGCUUAGAUGUGGCCCCAAAGAAGGGGAUUACCAGUUCACUCGGCUUUGGCGCAUUCGCGAGUUUCCCAACAAACCUGCCGCAAAGUCCCGCUGGACCGGGACUAUCACCUUUCAUGGGAGUACGAUUGAGAUACUAUCAAGCUUUCGCCUACAGUCAUUGAAGAAGCAGCAUAUCUUCGCCGCUAUGACUGAAAACCCUUCCGGCGAUAUUAAUCAGAUGUUCGAUCGCGACCUUCCCGCUUACUGCGUUAACUGCAUAUACGACGACGACCCAACGAACCCGUGGUGGAUGUGGCCAAUGGAAUCUAUCGUCGAAAAGAGCUGGAGUCGGAUGCUAAUGCGGAAAACGGCUGGGAUGCUUCCAUGGCUUAUCGGCUUAGUCAUUAUCUUCGUCAUGUUCAGCACUGAUGUUUGUCCAGUUAUUUGAUAUGGAGGGGGUAAGGGUAACGUUCAGGCGUUAAGUCAGGUGACCAGCUUUUAGACCAACCCCUUUUUAGACCACAAGGUUCUAGAAGGAUGACUAACCCUUGCCACCC